UACUUCCGGCAAAAAUACAAUGAAAGGAACCAUAACUAUUUAUAACUUAGUCAAUGUCAAAUCAGAACUAAAUUUUCUAUAGAUUCUUUUAGAAGGUUUGAACGACACGUAGAAUCACUGUGCACAAUUUUGUUGGCUGUUCGAUGGUAUAAAUGUGUCAAUAAAUGAAUGCUUUAUAUUUUCCAUAUGUAAAACAUAUUUUCCAAGGUAAAUAGAUAGGUUAACAAUGGAUUUUGGUACAUUAUUAAGUGUUGCACAAAAGAACGAAAUUAAUAAACAAUCCGUUGCUUGUUAUCAAACUAAAUUUACACCUCCGAAGAAGCAAAAUAAACAAUCAAAGACAUUGUCGGAUAAUAUAAAAAAAUUUUUAGCCAGAAAGGAGGAAGAAGAAAAAAGAAAAGUUUUAGAGGAAAAAAAAAAGAGAGAUAAUUUGCUUGCAUUACGGGACCAUAAAGCUCAAAGUCGUAUAAAUAAACAUUUGAAAGUAUGUAAGGCUGCAAAUAAAUCUGUAAUAGCAGAUGCAAUAGAUAAUGAAAAUACAGCUGUUACUAUAGCAGGUCCUUCUCAACCAGAUGAGGAUGAUUACGGAUAUGUUUCCCAGGAAGCAUCUGCGUUUUAUAAUCAGUUAAUGAAUAAAUAUAGUAAUUUGCCUCCUGAGAAGCCUCUUUUCAGUAACACUGGAAAAAGGACAGUAAAGGAUAUUGCAUUGACAAAGGAUAGGGUAAAGCAAGCUCUAAAACAACAGGAAAUUGAAGAUUCUCUUGGUCAUAGACGAAAACGACGAUCAUCUACAGUGAAUAGAAAAGAGUCAGAGUGUGAAGAUCAGAAUGAAAAAGUACCCGAGAAAAAAACGAAGGAACAAGAAAAGCAUGGAAAAGAAAAGGCUAAAAAGAAACCACCACCACCUCCAAUGGAUUUUGGAGAACUAUUGAAACUUGCAGAGAAGAAACAACACGAGCCAGUAGUUAUUGAUGCCAAACCAAAGGUUGAAGAACCAGAGAGAUUGAUGACUAAGAAACAAAUGAAAGAAUAUAUGAAAGAAAAAGAAUGGAGAGAAAGAAAAGAGCAAUUGGCCAGAGGAAUUGAUGUAACGAAAAAAAAUAAUGUUACAUCUGAAAUAAAUAAGUCAAAUAAAUCACAUGCCCCAAAAAGUACAAAAAUAACGAUUGAUAAAGCUUCUCUAGAUUCCUCUGUACAGAAUAAAAAUUUGUCUUCUACAAUACAAGAUAAAAAGGCAUCGACAAAAUCUAAUAACAUUUUAAGUGAAAAAAGUAAUGUUAUAACUAAAUCUAAUAAUAUAGGGAAAAAUUCAACGAAGGAUAAAUUAUUAGAAGAACGUAAAAAAUUAGAGGUAGAAAAACGUAAAUUAGAAGAAAUGCGUAAAGCUAUAGAAAAAGAAAAAUUGUUAUUGGCACAAAGUAAAUUGAAACAAGAAGAAUCAAAAUCGUUGAUUAAACAUCCAAAUAAAGUCGUAUCUCAAACAAAAAGUACAGACAAACAAGUCUUAUCUAAAGAUAUUAAGACAAAACAAGCACCUACAUCUGAAAAAUUGCAAUCGUCUAUGUUAAAUGAAAAGCCAAAGCAGUUUCCUCCGCUUAAUAUGAAAUCACUUAAAAAUAAAAUUGCAUCUGGAAAGAUUCUUAAAAAGCCAGGAAAUUCUAACAAACGUCGUAUAUAUGAUGAUGAAGAAUAUGAUUCCGAAUUGGAUGAUUUUAUCGAUGAUGGUCCAGAAGAAGAAGGUGAAGAUUAUAGUAAAUAUAUUAGUGAAAUAUUUGGUUACGACAAAAGCAAAUAUAGAAAUGUGGAUGAUGAUGAUGAUGAUUUAGCAAUGGAAAGUAACUUCGCACAACAACUUAAAGAAGAAUAUGUAUCUACAAAAAUAGGCAUUAUGGAAGAUUUAGAAGAUAUACGUAUGGAAGCCUUAGAAAAGAAACGGAAAGCUCUCUUAAAGAAAAAAGCAAGAAAGUAGUAAGCUGUAUAUUUUUAACAAUGUUGGAUAAGUACAAACUUAUUUAGAUAAACGUUUGUGGGGUUUUUUUUUUCUUUUUUUUUUUUUUUUUUUUUUUUUUUUAUU
Messenger RNA from Vespa mandarinia (Asian giant hornet), 2074 nucleotides. RefSeq names its product protein SPT2 homolog. Gene Ontology annotation, cellular component: nucleolus. Lineage: Eukaryota; Metazoa; Arthropoda; Insecta; Hymenoptera; Vespidae. Gene Ontology annotation, biological process: nucleosome assembly; transcription by RNA polymerase I. Gene Ontology annotation, molecular function: DNA binding; histone binding. The record is from RefSeq and is a predicted model, not a curated record.